Phaeodactylum tricornutum CCAP 1055/1 is the source of this 1675-nucleotide messenger RNA. RefSeq lists its product with no specific name. The coding region runs from base 145 to 1497 and encodes 450 amino acids. The transcript is spliced from 2 exons. The record is from RefSeq and is a predicted model, not a curated record. Lineage: Eukaryota; Bacillariophyta; Bacillariophyceae; Surirellales; Neidiaceae.
CCGUUCGCGGCCCCGUAUCAAAAUUGAGCAGCUGGGAAAAUUGGAUCAGAGGGAAGUGCUAUACUAACUGUAAGACUCUUGCUUUCGCUCAUAAAUUUAUUUCUCACCAUUAUUUGAUUUCUCAUCAGAACUAAAUAAGUCAUCAUGAUGUUUCCAGUCUACAUUCUCGCCACUCUGGCUUUUUCGAGUGCUCAGGCCUUCUCUGCCAAAGAAACACGUGGGUUGGAGGCUGCUACAAAGUGCACCCAAGUGUCGUUGGAUUUCAGCACAUUUAAAAACAAUCAAUUCAUCGGAAUCGACGAUCUGUCCGCGUACGGCUUAAAAAUCCGUACCUCGAGCUCAUCAAGCAAAUGCGUGACUCCAGAACCGAUUAUCAUCGAUACAAACAAUCCCGUUUGCGAUCCGGACUUAAAAUCACCAUUCGGAAACGCCAUCAUCAUUCAGGAAAAGUACACAAAGAACGACGGUUGCGACGGUUCUGAUGAUUGCGCUGCUGGGGGCUCUAUCACCUUUACCUGGGAGUCCAAGGUCAAUCUUAAAGACAUGAUCUUCCUUGAUAUGGAUGAAGCGGUAACAGUUUCCGUCAACACCGCGUCAGAAAGCAAUAAACUGCUGACGCCUCCUCCACUUCGACGCUCUGGGGAGCAUGUCAACUACGCCAUCGACGAAAACGAUGUCCUUUCGAUGGAAAUUAAAUUUCAUGGAUCGGGAGGAAUUCCUCUCAUCAACUGGAGUAGAUGCGAACCCGGUGGUAACGGCGACCCACAUUUCCAGACUUGGGCUGGACACAAAUUUGAUUACCAUGGACAGUGCGACUUGGUAUUGAUCACCGCACCUUACUUCGAAGGCAAGGGACUCGACUUGCAUGUCCGCACCGAGCAGCGUGAUUUCUUCUCGUUCAUUAACACCGUUGCAGCAAAGAUUGGGGAUGAAAUUCUCGAGAUUGGCAUGAACAGCGCAUUUGUGAAUGGCAAGGUCUACGACAGUUUAACUGCCGGCAAUUCCUUAGAAUUUGCAGGAUAUUCUGUAACCUAUGAUGACGCCCCGUUGCCCAACGGACGCCAGCAAAAGGUAUACAUGAUCAAGAUUGGUGCUAUCGAACGCAUUCAGAUCAAGGUUUUUGGACAUUUUAUGGCCCUUCGCGUCCUCGACGCCACGCACGACAAUUUCGCCGACGCUGUUGGACUUACUGGUGACUACAAUUCCGGUUUGAUGCUUGGUCGCGACGGAGUUACUCUUUUGAACGAUCCCAACGAUUUCGGCCCUGAAUGGCAGGUCAACGCCGACGAUCCGGUCUUGUUCCGGGCUGUGCAGUCUCCCCAGUUCCCUGAGAAGUGCUUGGCGGCUCCGUCUAUUGAUAAAGUCCGUCACUUACGUAAUGGAAUUUCUCAGGAGCAGGCGGAAGAAGCGUGUGCUGUUGUGGGGGAAGACAUUGAUGAUUGUAUCUUUGACAUCAUGGCCACUGGUGACCUGGACAUGGUCGGCGCACACAUGUAGGGUCGGUCUUUCACGAAGAGGAACUCACGAAAGUUCGUGUAUCCUUAAAUUCGAAAAGCAAGACUUAUGAAUAACAGCAUGUAAUCACGUACCUUCUAUGAAUCUAGAGUGAAUUUGUAUGUUACGCGAUUGCGAUCGAGGAAACUAUCUUUUGUUGCUCACUGUCCGUAUUGCCUUG